Messenger RNA from Anas platyrhynchos (mallard), 486 nucleotides. The record is from RefSeq and is a predicted model, not a curated record. Lineage: Eukaryota; Metazoa; Chordata; Aves; Anseriformes; Anatidae.
AUGUCCAACAGCAGCUUCCCCACUGAGUUCCUCCUGCUGCCAUUUGCAGACACACGCGAGCUGCAGCUCCUGCACUUUGGGCUCUUCUUGGGCAUCUACCUGGCUGCCCUCCUGGGCAAUGGCCUCAUCCUCACAGCCGUAGCCUGCGACCACCGCCUCCACACCCCCAUGUACAUCUUCCUCCUCAACCUCGCCCUCCUCGACCUGGGCACUAUUACCACCACUGUCCCCAAAGCCAUGGCCAAUUCCCUGAGGAAGACAACAGCCAUCUCCUACUCAGGUUGUGCUACCCAGGUCUUUUUUUUCUUCUUCAUGCUUGGAGCAGAAUAUUCCCUUCUCACCAUCAUGGCCUAUGACCGCUACAUUGCCAUCUGCAAACCUCUGCACUAUUGGACAUUCAUGGACAGCAGAACUUCAGUGAACCCCCUCAUCUACAUCAUGAGGAACCAGGAUCUCAAGGAUGCACUGAAGAAGCUGACUCAGUAA